GUAUCUUGAUAGAAACUUAGGGCUACGACACUGUAUCACGUGCGAUAAGGUAAUGUGACGGCGUGCGGAUAACGCGCUCAACACGCGGCGCGUCAAGUCUAGUGAGAUUGGAUCCUCCGCCCUUGAUUGAUGCCACGCUUUUCCCACCCUCGAAUGACCCAAUCUAUCUCUCUUAUACCCCCCAAGAAAGCAUAAUAGAUAUGAUUUUAUUCUCAAUUUCCACCCAUUAAUCCCAAUUCUCCCAUACGACUCAAUCAUGUCGACCCCCUCAACGCCGCGGACGGCGCGCUCCGCGUCUCCAGCGGCCAAUUCCCCAACAAUGCUCACACCAGGGCAAAAAAUUAAAGCAAUCCUCGCCGAAUUCGACAGCGACUCAGACUCAGACGACGGAAACAUCAAACCUCAACGAUCCAUUGCAAGAAUCACCGAAAGGCUCAAAAACAGCGGAGUCUCGGACCCACAACCCACCGUGGACCUGGACGAAGAGACCUCGGACGAAGAUGACGAUAUUAUCAUGCCCAAGGGCCGUAUGGUAGCUCGGCUACAGGCCCAGGACUCGGAAAAGAAGGAAUCUACUUUUGAACGAGUCUCGGGGAGCUUGAAAGAUGCGCAGAAACACGCGAAUGAUUCAGGUGCCGAUGAGCCGAUGUCUGACGGUGACGAUGACGAAGAUGACCUCCCUGUGGCUGGACCACGGAGGAAAACUGCUAAUGUGAAGGUGGUUGCUGAGCGUGAGGAGGAAGAUGGGUCUUGCUCACCGGCUCGAGCGCGCGCGUUCUCGCCUCUGUUUGUUUCUUCCCCGGCGCACGAGAAUGACCAGGGCCGGAAUGUGGAGGGGGAGGAGCAACAAAAUGAGGAUGAGCCCCGACCGAAGGCGAAUUCGCGGUUUCUUGCGCUUGUUGCUCAGAAACGGAAGGAGCGUGAGGAGAAGGAGAGGAUUGAAAAGGAGAAGAAGGAUGCCAAGGUGAAGCAACGACAACAGUUUAGCUCGGAGAUACUCUCGGGUGAAGAGAGUGAGGUAAAUGGUGAUUCGGGGCGGAAACUAUCGCAGCUUGCGCGUCCUGCGCGAAAAGCUAGCAAGAAGGCCCUCGAAGAGAUGACCCGGGAAACCCAGCGAAUGAGCAGAAACAUGCAAUUGGCUCAUGUGGCCCAGACAAAAAAAAAGAUCACUAAGGAGAGCUUUUUUGCCCGCUUCAACUUUGUGCCUGAGCAAGAGAAUGCGUUGGGCGCUGCGCCGGAUAACUCGUCGAGUACCGUCGAUUCGCAGAACUCUUCGGAUGUUGAAGCUCAUAAGACCAAGGAAACGCCGCCUACUUCACCCGUUUUGGGGCCGUCCAAAAAGCCCUCUGGCGACAAGGCAAAUAGUACGUCAAAGGAAACGCCAGCCGAAUUGCCGACCUUGGAGGAAAUGAUUGCAAAAGCGCCACGGGAACAAGAGCAGCCUAUUGUUGCCCAUGUUGAAGAUCAAGCGGCGGAUAAGCAACCAAUGGUAACUGAAAAGAGGAGGGAAAAGAAGGUUCUCACCAUGCCACCUAUCCGGGUUCGCCUUUCUCGCGAGCAGGUAGCUCAGAAUCAAAAGGACGACUCGGACAGUGACCUGGAGAUUGUUACAUCUCCUGCGAAAUGUCGGAGAUACGCGGCGUUCGAAAACCUCCCUACGAAAAGACUCCAGGAGUCGUCCGCUAUGCUGAAACUCAAAGCACUGGCUCAGCUCAACUCUCCACCUCGCAAGGGAAGCAUGAAUUAUGCUGAAUUAACCGCACAUCUAAAGCUCCAGGCCAGACAGCAGGCAGCUAAAGAAAGACAGGAGCGAAUUGAAGAGCUCAGGGCAAAGGGUAUCGUGGUUGAAAC
Aspergillus alliaceus is the source of this 1851-nucleotide messenger RNA. RefSeq lists its product as uncharacterized. The record is from RefSeq and is a predicted model, not a curated record. Gene Ontology annotation, molecular function: anaphase-promoting complex binding. The annotation marks the transcript as partial. The transcript has a single exon. Lineage: Eukaryota; Fungi; Ascomycota; Eurotiomycetes; Eurotiales; Aspergillaceae. Gene Ontology annotation, biological process: activation of protein kinase activity; mitotic G2 DNA damage checkpoint signaling; mitotic DNA replication checkpoint signaling.